AUGAGACCAAGGACGCUCGUCCUCCUCGUUGCGGCCGCCGCGCGAGCCUGGGACUUCCCCUGGUCGUCCACGGACGAGGGCUGGACGCCGGCCGAGGACGCGCCGCGGCCGGAGUCGGACCCGUUUUGGGUCGACCGCGAACCUUGCGAGGCGGACACGCGGCUGCCGCGGUCUGGAAAAAGGGGACGGGCGUUGACGGGCAACCUACUGCGCAAUGGAGACGCCCGCGAGAGGACGAUGGACGGCUGGUCGGUGGUGAACGGCGGCGACGGCUGGUCCGCCAAGGACGGCGUCUUCAAGACCUCCUUCGAGCCCAAUACCAGGCGCCAGGUCGUGGAUUUGGUGAAUUGGGUGGAGGCCUCGGUGUUGGAUUCGGGCAAGGUCGAGAUUGUGCUGGGAGAGCAGAUCACGGAGACGGGCUCGCGCGACAAAUACUUCAUCCGCGCGGCGCUCUGCCGAGAUCCGGCCUGCAAGAGCAAGAUCGCGCGCUGGGCGCCGUGCCGCUGCUCGCAGGAGGAACUCCAGUCGUCCUGCGCCUUGACCGAGGCCUACUGCGUCACGCGGGGAUCGGGCAAGACCAAGAACGACCUCGGUCACGACAAAGCGGGCCAGCUAGGGGACGACCGCACGCGCGACGACGCGUGGCGCGACUUGAGUUACACGUUCUCGGCGACCGACGUCGUCGGCGCGCGCUAUCUGCUCUUCGAGGAUGGGGGCUGUUCCGGCGAGUUCUGGAAGGGCCUCUGGGGCCCCUGGUUCCGGCGCGCUUUUGUCAAGGUCCACGCCGUCGCCGCGGAAAGCGCGCCGUCGGGUGGAAGGCUCAUGCGGGACCUAUUGUUCGGCUUCUCGCUGAUCGCCGUCCUCGCGGCCUACGCCUGGCUCUACACGAAGAACCGCUCCAAGAUCGCGAGAGUCGACGAGGAGACGUCGCUCCUCUCCACCAGCGACGAGAACCCCUUCGACCCGCACAGCGGCCUAGAGAUAACAAAGUUCUAG
Pelagomonas calceolata is the source of this 996-nucleotide messenger RNA. The record is from the annotation of a GenBank genome assembly. NCBI's taxonomy places the organism in Eukaryota, Pelagophyceae, Pelagomonadales, Pelagomonadaceae.